UUUUGAAAGUUAUUCAAAAUUUGUAUAAAAAAAUUUUCAAGCAAACAAAAAAAUUUCGGCUUCUGCUUCAAAAUUUGUUGUAAACAGAAUGCAACAUUCCACAACGUCUUGGCCAAAUUAUAGAAACCAAUACUACAAUCCAGUCUACAAAAUCCGUGCUUUAAUUCAAACUCUGGAUGCUGAACUAGCGACACUCUCUCAACGGUGUGCAGUAACAAAACUUAACAUCUCAAAGCCAUCUUUUCCCAAAGUGGAUUACGUACUCGGUCGCAGCAGCGCUGGCGUCCCUUACCGGGUAGAGUCAGAUGCUCAAAAAAGUAUGUCAGUGUUAAAUGAUGGUAAGACGGCUAGUGCCACGCCGACACGCACGCUUUCGAGCAUCUAUCGGUCGCGUGUAAUUGAGGCCUUUCGCAAUAGACGCAUCUUUACCGUUUACGGUAAUUACCAUACAAUAAGGCGUGCCUUGCUGAAUCGCGGUUGGUUGGAGAAGCUGACGCCAAAUCGUUAUCCGAAAUUGCAGAGCUUGCCCGAAGAGGUACUGCUGCAACAUGCAAAGCGUGGCAACGACUAUGAAGCAGUAGCCAUUUCGAAAAUUAUUAGUCACUUUCCUGCCUUCUUCAUUUGGCAACCGAAAUCCCAUCGUGAUUUUCACACUGAUAUUUUGCCACUACGAAAUCGUGUACGACGCGGUCGUAAUUUGGACUUUUCCACCAAGGUCGGUUUGAUUGGUUGCGCCGAGCAGCAACAGUGGUUCCAUGAGAAGGGCGUGUGUGGCAUGAGUCAUCCGCGUUUUUAUCGUCUCGGUGGUAGCACAGAAGAACGCAUGGCAUUCAUAGAGGAUUUCCGACAAACUCAAUGUCGUUGUUUGCUCAAAUUUCUAUCGGAGAAUAUGCAUCGCUUGUCGGAGCUUGUUGAUCCAGAUGCAGGUACAGUGCCCAUUUCUGUGGUGCAUUUUGCUGUGACAAAUUUAAAAAAACAUUUCGAUGAAUUGGAUCAUCGUACAUUGGACGAUGAGACUGUAACGAAUGCAGAUCGCGAAAAGGUUGAGUGGCAGCAGUUCAUUGCGAAUUCUAACGAAGUCAUACGUAACCAUGCGAAAAUUCAAGCCAAUGUGGCUUUAUUGGAGGAGGUGUCAAAACUCAGUCGGUUGUAUUUGGCUAAGCUGGAAGAGCGACGGAGAGACUACAAAUGGGAUGGUUACCGUAAUCUGUGGAUACUCAAGCCGGGCUAUCAAUGCCGCGGGCUUGGCAUCAUCAUACAAGGUUCUAUCGAUGAGAUUUUGCAAUGGGCAACCAACAAUCCACAAAGACGAUAUAUCGCACAAAAAUAUAUAGAACGUCCACUUUUGAUACACAAAACAAAAUUCGACAUACGCCAGUACAUGUUGCUCUCGAUUGGUGAAUCCACUCUAUCACUUUGGUUGUAUAAGGAUUGUUAUCUACGAUUCAGCUCUCAAGAAUUCACCAUAGAUGAUCUCCGCGAAUCGAUACAUCUCACAAAUAAUUCCGUACAGAAGCGUUAUAAGAAUAAACCCAAUCGUGAUGUACGUCUGCCGAAGAAUAAUAUGUGGUCGUUGGAACACUUUAAAGUUUUUCUAAAACACACGAAUGCUCCCAAUAACGUAUGGGAAGAACGUAUUUAUCCAGGUUUCAAAGAGAAUCUUACAGCCGUUGUAAUGGCUAGCAUGGAAGAGACAGAAUUUGUGGAAAAUACGUUCGAAUUGUAUGGUUGUGAUUUGAUGUUAGAUGAGGAUUACAAUCCCAUUUUAAUUGAAAUCAAUUCAACACCGGAUUUGACGCCAUCCACUGAUGUGACUGCGCGUAUUUGUCCAAUGGCUCUGAGGGAUUUGAUAAAAGUAAUUGUCGAUUUGCCAUGCAAUCCGCAUGCGCCCACUGGUAAUUUUGAGCGCGUCUACGAGGUGAAUUAUAAAUUCAACAGGGAGUUUGAUCCUGAAGUUGGAUUAGACAUUUGUGGAAAGAGAAUGACCCUUUUCAAGCCUACAAAUAUAGUGCCAAAGAAAGCACCAAGAGCACCAAAGCUAUUACACAAAACCGAACAACUAAUUAAAGUGCCGCUAAAACGAUUAAGAGGUCCGCCACCGAAAUCUAAAGCUCAGACUGUUAAUAAAGGUACUGAACCUAAAGUACUCAAAUCCGCCGCCAAAGAAGCGCUUGCAAUACGCUACACUGCCCCGAAGUAAGCAGAAGAAGAAAAAGACAAAAUCGCUCAGUCCAAUAUCUUAUAUUCAAUAGUUUAAUAGGACACUCAUGUCAUUUUGUAACAAUUAAGAUCAAAUUAACUAAGUGGAACAUUAAUAAAAUUUGUACAGCACAACAA
Messenger RNA from Rhagoletis pomonella (apple maggot), 2337 nucleotides. RefSeq names its product tubulin glycylase 3B (gene TTLL3B). The transcript has 3 exons. Gene Ontology annotation, cellular component: cilium. The record is from RefSeq and is a predicted model, not a curated record. Lineage: Eukaryota; Metazoa; Arthropoda; Insecta; Diptera; Tephritidae. Gene Ontology annotation, molecular function: protein-glycine ligase activity, initiating. The coding region runs from base 89 to 2200 and encodes 703 amino acids. Gene Ontology annotation, biological process: protein polyglycylation; cilium assembly; cilium movement.